UUGUGGUGUGUGGGAGGGGGGCUGCCUCCUAAGUGGGCUUCCUUUCAGGACAGCUCGAGGAGCCAUGCUAACAAGGAAUCUCUAUGACCCUGAAAUUUGACUGGACUCCAGGGGUCUUUUAAGGUAGAGCAGCACUGCAUAAAGAAGAAGGAGCUGAGCCUGUGAGAGAGUGACUUACCUCUGUGGGCCAGCAGACUAGCAGGCCCUCAUGGAUGUUUCUGAAAGCCCUGAGCCAAACCCCCACUCUCCCAAGGUGAAGGAGGAGGAAGAGGAGGACGACCAGCAGCCGCUCUCUGACGACGAGCUCCUGAAAGAGAGCGGCUCAGAAGAGGAUGAAGAGGAUGGGCCGGGCACCAGUUUGGGGGAGAACGAAGGCCCCGCCGGGGUCUUGAGUGACGAGGAGGAGAACCGCUCAGACGAAGAGGACCACCUCAGCGAAACCAAGUCUCAGGACUCUGAGGGGAACGAGCCGAGUCAUGAGCAGAUGAAGGGCCCUCUCUCUGCCAGGGGAGAGGAGGAGGAGGAGGAGGAGGAGGAGGACCCGGCCAACGACCUGGGCGAUGAAGCCUCCUCCGUCACCCGGGAACUCGACGAGCAUGAGCUGGACUACGACGAGGAAGUUCCCGAGGAGCCCAGCGCAGUUCCUGCUGACGACGAGACCGAUAAGGCUGGUGGAGAGGAGGAGGAGGAGGAAGAAGAGGAGAAGGGAGGAGAAGAACCCCCCAGGGAUGAGAAGGCAUCAGGUACCAAGAGCGAGGAGGACAAGGACGGGCAGGAGCCCGCCAAGGAGAAGAAGAAAGAGGAAGACGGAGAAAUUGAUGAUGGCGAGAUUGACGAUGACGAUCUGGAAGAGGGAGAGGUGAAAGACCCCAGUGACAGGAAAAUGAGGCCAAGGCUCACCUGCCGCUUCUUUGUGAAAGGGCAUUGCACUUGGGGCAUGAACUGCCGGUUUAUUCAUCCUGGCGUGAACGACAAAGGCAACUACUCCUUGAUCUCCAAGCCGGAUCCUUUCCCACCCAAUGGCGCGCCACCCAUCGGUCCCGGUCCUCACCCUCUGAUGCCGGCCAAUCCUUGGGGAGGGCCAGUUGUCGAAGAAAUCUUGCCCCCACCACCGCCGGAGCCUCCAACCGAAAGCGCCUGGGAGCGAGGACUCCGUAACGCAAAAGAGGUCUUGAAAAAGGCCACCAUGAGGAAAGAGCAGGAGCCUGACUUUGAGGAGAAGCGGUUUACAGUGACCAUCGGGGAAGACGAGCGCGAAUUUGACAAAGAGAAUGAAUUUUUCCGGGACUGGAACUAUCGCAUCACUCGAGAUGUCCGGGAAUCAACUGAGGUGGACAUCAAAGAGAACAUUAACUACGGGGCCGACCCUUACACGGAUCCUUAUUACGAUUAUGAAAUAGAGCGCUUCUGGCGAGGUGGGCAGUAUGAGAACUUCAGGGUACAGUACACAGAUCCGGAUCCAUAUCGGAACUACAGACUAAGUAAGGAAAGGGAGAGAGAACGGGAAAGAGAGAACCGACAGCGCGAGCGGGAGCGAGAACGGGAGCGAGAACGGGAGCGUGAGCGGCGGCAACGAGAGCGGGAAAGGGAAAGGGAACGGGAGCGCGACAAGGAGCGCCAGCGGCGGAAAGAGGAGUGGGAGCGCGAAAGGGAGCGGAUCAAGAGGGACGAGAAGGACCGCCAGCACCGAGACCGGGACCGCGAGAAAGAGCGAGAGAAGGAAAAAGAGAAGGCCAAGCCCCGAUCCCCGCAGCCAGCAAGCCGCCAGCCUGAGCCACCAAAGAAGGAGAAGGAGACCACCACCACCACCACCACCACCACCACCCCGUCCCAGUCCAAGAGAGCCGACGAGUGGAAGGACCCUUGGCGCCGGUCAAAAUCCCCCAAAAAGAAGCACGGCCUGUCUGCCUCGCCCAGCCGUGCCCGCAGGCGCCGGAAAACCUCGGCCUCCUCAGCCUCCGGCUCAGGUUCCUCAAGGUCGUCCUCUCGCUCCUCGUCCUAUUCCGGGUCUGGCUCCUCGCGCUCUCGCUCUUCCUCCUACAGCUCCUACUCGAGUCGCUCUUCCAGGCACAGCUCCUUCUCAGGCAGUCGGUCCAGGUCGCGGUCCUUCUCCUCUUCUCCGUCUCCUUCCCCGACACCUUCUCCGCACAAACCUCCUUCCAAAGCUAAGGGAGAGCCUGUGGCGCCUGCUGCAAAGGGCGACAAGCCCGUGAAGAAGCUCCCGGCCCCUCCGGCCCCUCCGCCGGUCACGAAAGCCACGCCUGCUGCGCCCGAGCCGGCCAAGGCUGGGGACAACAGAGAGGCGCGGCGGAAGGAGCGCCAGGCGAGAACACCACCCAGGAGGCGGGUCAUCAGCUGCAGCGGGAGCGGCAGCGGCAGCAGCUACAGCGGUUCCAGCUCUCGGUCUCGGUCCUUGUCGCAGUCGCUUUCCCGGUCUCAUUCCCGGUCCACGUCAGCCUCUGUUUCCCCAUCACCCUCUGGGUCCAGAAAAUCUAGGUCUCUGAGCGUCAGUAGCAUCUCGUCCGUUUCUAGUGCCUCCUCCAGUAGCAGCUCCGUGCGCAGUGCUGACUCGGAAGACAUGUACGCGGACCUGGCCAGCCCGGUCUCCUCAGCCAGCUCCCGGUCCCCGACCCCGGCGCAGCCGAAGAAGGAGAGAGGAAAGCCCAGAAAAGAAGGUGCCGUCAAGGAGGAGAAGCGGAAGCGGGACGCUCCAGCCCAGCCCCCCAAGCCGGCCAAGCCUGCACCGGGGGCCAAAUCUCAGGCUCCUCCGGCGCCUCACCAGCCCCCCCAGGCUCAGCCAGCCGGCUUCAGUGGCCACAAAGAGAUCAAGCUCACCCUGCUAAAUAAGGCGGCCGACAAAGGGAGCAGCCGGAAGAGGUACGAGCCAUCUGACAAGGACAGGCCAGGUUCUCCUCCAGCCAAGCGGAUCAACAUGUCUCCGGACAGAGGUCCUCGCGAUCGGAAACCCGCCGGAAGGCUCUCGUCACCUAAACAGGAGCGUCAGCGGGGGCCCAGUACGAAGCCUGCCCCCACCCAGACAGACAAGAAACGUCCGUUGUCGCCCCAGUCCAAGGGUUCCAGCAAAGUCACAAGUAUCCCGGGCAAAGCCGCCGAAUCGGCCCCUGCAGCUGCUACUGCAAAACCAGGCAAGUCCAGCACACUGUCACGUCGAGAGGAACUCCUGAAGCAGCUGAAGGCAGUGGAAGACGCCAUUGCUCGCAAGCGGGCCAAGAUCCCUGGGAAAGUAUAGUCUGGCCUCCGUACAGCCCAGAAGAGAGACUGCUCCCUGUGUUUUUAUAAAUAGCAAACAAACAGCCACUUCGGAUUUUUGAAGUUCUGUUUUAUUUUGGCUGUGAUCCUUUUUAAGAAAAACAAAAUUGAAAAGAAAAGAGAAGUUUUGUCAACUGGAGGCCUGCCCACCUGCUCGCCCACCCAAGUCUGAGACCACUCCCUCUGGUUUCCUCUCCUACCCACCGCACCUUGCCGGGACUGUGGUGGUAGGCGGUCAGCGCCGUGGCUGCCCCCCCCAUGCCCAGGGUGCGCAGCAGACUCUGAAGCGCCGCCCUGUCGGGGGCCUUCUCCUCUGCCUGGCCCACCGCCUCUCUGCUAGCUGCAAGUCGUACGUGCCUAGUUAGCCCCGCUGUGCGUCGAGUGUCUUCAGCAAUGCAGUUUCUACGUCCUGCGUCGAGGGGGGGGGCAGAGCUGCUGCCACCGGCCAGAAAGGUCUCCCUCUGUUGACUCUCCUCCGCCUGCCCUCCCCACCUCGUCCCCCACCAGGAACUAAACCAGUUGCAUAGAUACCCUUGGCGGAAGUCUGGUUGAAAGGUCCCAUGCGUCUUUUAUUUGAAGCGAGAAAUAUUGCUCUAGUUGAAUUUUAAAAACCAGAGAAGAUGCAAAGGUUUUGUCAGAAUGCGUGUCUGAUGAGGAGGGUUUUUUUUUUUUUUGA
Molecule: messenger RNA, 3946 nt
Organism: Pogona vitticeps (central bearded dragon)
Lineage: Eukaryota; Metazoa; Chordata; Lepidosauria; Squamata; Agamidae
Source: RefSeq, a predicted model, not a curated record